Messenger RNA from Vespa mandarinia (Asian giant hornet), 2705 nucleotides. Its product is annotated as solute carrier family 41 member 1-like. Gene Ontology annotation, molecular function: monoatomic cation transmembrane transporter activity. The record is from RefSeq and is a predicted model, not a curated record. Gene Ontology annotation, biological process: monoatomic cation transport. Gene Ontology annotation, cellular component: plasma membrane. Lineage: Eukaryota; Metazoa; Arthropoda; Insecta; Hymenoptera; Vespidae.
GUGAUGCGAAAGGAUGCGAUCGAAAAAGCGUCAUUGAGCGUGUCAGUGAGAAGUCGUCAAGCCGGCGUGAGCCUCUGUUAACGUCUCCAUUCGACAACGAUCAUUAUUGACGUUGCUUCUUCGAUUGCCACGAAUACGAGACAUAAAUAGUGAAGAGGAAGAGAGGGAGAGAGAGAGAGAGAGAGAGAGAGAUAGAUAGAGAGACAGAGAGAUAAAGAUAGAAAUAGAUAGGGAAGGACCCGCCAUUUUCUCCCUCUCCAAAGGAGCCCUUUUUUUUCGUCUCUUCGUGUCAGAACCAUAGCCCCAUGCUCGACGACCGAUGGAGAAGCGCCAAGAGCUUAAAAGAUCUGAUCGCUUGUUCGAGUACUCGUUAAUUUUCAAAAAGGAAAGAAGCGAGAAUGAGUCAUGUCGAGCUUCGAAAAAGAGAUAUACGAAAAAACAACGUUCGCCGUAAAAGCGUAGAAGGAAAUUUUGGAUUCGAAAAAAUGGUCGGCCUGGGUAGCGAAGAAUUACUUGGUUCUGACAUCGUCGAUGUCGCCAUGGAAUUGGAGAUUAAUUCUGACGAUGAGAGCGAGGAAAGCGAUAAGCAAAGAUUAAUAAGAUCUUCUAUUAAGAAUGAAUCUGUUAAUAAUCAUAUAAAAAAGUUAACCACCCAGAAAGUUCAAGUUGCAACAGAGGAUGACAAUGUUUGGUCCAUAUCCAUUCAAAUGUUUAUACCAUUCCUACUUGCUGGUUUUGGUAUGGUCGCGGCUAGCCUUUUAUUAGAUGUUGUUCAACACUGGCCCGUUUAUCAAAUUGUUUCCGAAGUUUAUAUAUUAGUUCCAGCAUUGUUAGGUUUGAAAGGAAAUUUGGAGAUGACAUUGGCUUCGCGCUUGUCAACUCAGGCCAAUUUAGGUCAUAUGGAUACAAAAAAACAACAAUGGACAUUGAUCGUUGGAAAUUUGGCUUUGAUACAAUGUCAAGCCAUGGUGGUAGGCCUUUUGGCGUCAUUGGCUGCUGUUGUACUUGGUUGGGUACCAGAAGCGCAUUUUGAUAUGCAUCAUGGACUUUUAUUAUGCGCUAGUGCCUUGGUUACUGCUUCUGUAGCGAGCUUCUUUUUGGGACUUGUAAUGGUCGCAGUAAUAUUAUUCUCAAGACACAUGAACAUUAAUCCUGAUAAUGUGGCUACACCAAUUGCAGCUUCUUUAGGAGAUCUAACCACUCUAGCUCUCCUGUCAUGGAUCGCUUCUAUCUUGUAUCAUUCGAUAGAUAAUGCUCCAUGGAUAGCACCAACUUUAAUAUUCUUCUGCAUUGUGGCAACGCCUAUUUGGGGUUAUGUCGCAGCAAAAAAUCCAUUUACUAAAGAAGUAUUGGAUUAUGGUUGGACCCCUGUGAUAUCUGCUAUGCUUAUUAGCAGCUUAGGUGGUCUGAUAUUAGAUUACACGAUAUCCAGUUAUAAAGGAAUAGCUGUCUUUCAAUUAGUUAUAAAUGGAGUCGGAGGGAACCUUGUUGCCGUCCAAGCUAGUAGAAUUUCUACAUCGUUACAUAAAGAUUUUCGAGCUGGCAGCCAAGUAGCGCCUACUAUUUGCAUAAGUCCAUUUCAUGCGUUUUUUGCUAAAGGAGGACAUGCUAGGACCGCUAGAGUUCUAUUAAUGAUGGUUAUACCUGGCCAUUUGAUAUUUAGUUAUACCAUAAGUUAUUUACAAGCUGGCCAUACAUCUUUUACACCUAUAUUUAUUGUCGCGUAUUUGACGGUUGCAUUAUUACAGGUAGUUUUAUUAUUGUACAUUGCUCAACUAAUGGUCGUUUGGAUGUGGACAAGAGGUAUGGACCCUGAUAGUUCAGCGAUUCCAUACUUAACUGCUGCAGGUGAUCUAAUAGGAACUGCACUCCUUGGAAUCGCUUUUCACAUACUUUAUGCCAUCGGAGAUGGCGAUUCUGAUGUAGGAGACUGAUUUUUCACAUCUAUUAUCAAUGAAAUUAUCAAAGGCGCGGCUAUAUCGAAGUCUUUCUCCACGCAAUCAAUAUACAAAUAUUCAUGGAAAAAAAGUUCAAAGUGAAAAGAAAAAAGACAAGAAAUGAAUGAACGAAUGAACGAACGAACGAAUGAAAUAAUGAAUGAAUAUCAUUGACACGUAUAAUUAAUAAGCCUAAACUAUAAUGCGUUUUCAUUCAUUGUUGUAGACGAUCGAUGUCUUUUCGAAUUCGUAUUAAAAUUAUGAAUAAGAUUAUUACAGAGAGAAAAUAUAUAUAUAUAUAUAUAUACUUUAUAUGUAUAUAUAUAUAUAUAUUUCAAAGUAUCGAUAUUAAUUGUCUAUACUACGAAAAGAGUUUUAGACUGAUUUUGAAAUACCAAUCAAUUUUCUAAUAAGAUAUUUUUGACUUAAUCGAUCAUAUUUAAAAAGAUAAAAAAAUAAUUCAAUUUUAUAGACAGUAUAAAGUCUUUUUUUUUUUUUUUUUUUUUUUUAUUGUCAUAUUAAUUAUCAUAAGAAUCGAAAGCAAUGAGAUAAGGAAUAUCAGAGUACACUUUUAAAUGUUUUGUACUCUUUUUAUAUAAAUUUCAUUAUACACCAAUGCAACUUGUAAAUAUUUCUCUACAUGUAUAUUCGUGCUUAAUGCAUUUUCACAAGCGAACGACAUAUUUUUUCAAGUGUAGCGAAUGGAAAAUUACAAAAAAAAAAAAAGAAAAAAAGUAUAUAUAUAUACAAAAAAAAAAAAAAAAGAAA